CCCACAGCGCGUGCGCGGGGCGGGCGGAGCGCCGGCUCCGGGAGCGCGGGGGGGGGCUCAGCGGCGACACCGACACCGACACCGGCACCGCACCGCACCGGGGCUCGCAGCCUUGGCCGGGGACGAGGAGCACGACGAGAAGGAGGAGGAGGCGGACGGAAGCGGGAGCGGUCGCGGGUGCCGCCGCGGGGAGCGGAGCGAGCGCGGGGCGGCGGCGGCGGCUCCUCCAUCAUGUCGUCGGGCGGGGACUUCGGGAACCCGCUGCGGAAAUUCAAGCUGGUGUUCCUGGGCGAGCAGAGCGUGGGGAAGACUUCCUUGAUCACCAGGUUCAUGUAUGACAGCUUUGACAACACCUACCAGGCAACAAUUGGCAUUGACUUCUUAUCGAAAACCAUGUACUUGGAGGAUCGAACAAUCAGGUUGCAGCUGUGGGAUACUGCGGGUCAGGAACGUUUCCGUAGCCUCAUUCCCAGUUACAUCCGUGACUCUGCUGCUGCUGUAGUAGUUUACGAUAUCACAAGUAGGUAUUUUGUACGGUUGCAAUUAUGGGACACAGCAGGUCAAGAGCGGUUCAGGAGCUUGAUUCCUAGCUACAUUCGUGACUCCACUGUUGCAGUUGUUGUUUAUGAUAUCACAAAUGUAAACUCCUUCCAGCAAACCACAAAGUGGAUCGAUGAUGUCAGAACGGAACGGGGCAGCGAUGUCAUCAUCAUGCUGGUGGGAAAUAAAACAGAUCUAGCAGAUAAGAGACAAGUGUCCAUUGAGGAAGGAGAGAGGAAAGCCAAAGAGUUGAAUGUAAUGUUCAUUGAAACUAGUGCAAAAGCAGGAUACAAUGUAAAACAGCUUUUCCGACGCGUGGCAGCUGCCUUGCCUGGGAUGGAAAGCACACAAGACAAAAGUAGAGAAGACAUGAUUGACAUAAAACUGGAAAAGCCUCAAGAGCAGCCUGUCAGUGAAGGAGGCUGUUCCUGCUAAUACCAUGUGGCUUCCACCUUUCUCCAGAACAUCACUGCUUUCCCUCCCUGUCCUCUUCAUUGACUGCAGUGUGAAUAUUGGCUUGAACCUUCCCCUUUCCGUAAUAACGUAUCGCAGUUCAUCAUCGCUGGCUGUCUCGUGGAGAUGAUCUUUAGCUUCACAAGCACACCCCACACACACACACACACACACCAACAAAAUGUCAGUGUCUUCAUUAUUUAUAAAAAAAAAAAAAAAGAAAAAAAAUCCAAACAAAAAAUAGGUACAAUUUCUUAAUAUUUGUUCUUUUUUUAAUAUGUUAUGAUAUUGCACUUUGAAAUGAUGGCAACCGAGUAAGUUUGGAAUUGGACCUAGAURAGAUGUAUGUGCAGAAGAAGGCUUGCAAAUCUGACCCAUUGGAUUUCUCUCAGAAACUGGGAACGCGUAGACAGCAGGCGGAAUCAUGGGGGGAGGCGGCAGAUGCCGAGGGUUAAACGCUUAUCCUUGAUAAUUAAACACAAAUGAACCCCGGGCUCUAAUUGCGUUGAGCAGAGCGAGUGUGCCUGGUGCCCAAACCCAGCCCGGCCCUAGCGGGGUUUGACUCCGCCGGCUGCCGGAGCUGCCCAGGCAGCGGGGACACGUUUCCGAGGAAGCAUACCGGGAAAUACGGACGGGCUCUUUGGGAUGAGUGGCUUCUGGAGGAUUUGGGGGGGAAGGAAAGGGUGGAUGUGCAUUAGCAAAACACUUGCAGGAAACAGGGAAAUAAUGUUCCGAGUGCAAAAUGAGUUUUUCAGAGCGUUUUUUUUUUUUUUCUUUUUAAGUAGAACACCAAUGAAGUGAAUUAUUACUGCCCAAGAGAUGGGAAUGUAACGUUUCAGCUGUUUGGAGGAGAAAGCAUUUUGCUUCUUUGUUUUUUUAGGGGAAAUACUGAAAUCAGGACUGGCACUAAAACCUGCCAAAGCCGAUUGAAACCUUGGAAAUUUGGGAGAAAGAGGGAAGAGCAGCUGGCUGCCCCAGCAGAGGGGGAAUGGCACACGCUUUUCCGGAGCGUGGGCAUAGGUCGGUGGGGAAGGGGUGUUUACUUUGAUCUUACAGAAUCCUAGUUGAGACAUUGUAGAUGGAAAGGGAGGGACUUGAAUAGGAUGGAAACCAACUUCUGAUUAUGCAGAUUUAUGCCUUUAUUUUUUAGCUUUUUUUUUUUUUUUUUUUUUUUUUUUUUUUUUUUUUUUUUUUUUUUUUAUGUUCAGUCUUCCAAGUUGGUUUAGUUUGGUUCUCUAGAGCUGUAUAGUUUGGUUAAAUAAUUAGUAAUUUAGUUUUCUAUGGAAUUAGGCUCACAAUUAACCCUUUUUUCUUUGAUAUUUAUUUCUUGGCUCCAAUUUUUUUACUCUUUUCAGUGCUGAUUUUGUUGUUUUCCUUUGGCUGAGGAAUCUGUGUAGAGCUUUGCUGAUGUUGCGAGAUGUAGCUACCCGAGAAACACGGAAUGGAACACACUAGAAGUGCACCCUUUUAAUCUUUACUAGUCAUUGUGAAGUUGCUGUGUAAGUUAAUAAACACAAUUGUAAAUACAUUGUUUGCUGGGCGACUCUGGCCGAGUUACAGUGCAGGAAGGAAUUCUCGAGUCUGUGUUGCGAUUGUGAAUUAAACGGACAAUUGCAAGGGAAUGUUCAGGCUCCUCCUUGGUUCUCUUCUGCCUCUCUCUCUACCAUCUAAAAUAACCAACUGGGGGAGAGGAAGGGAAUCAUCCUCACCACCACUUUCCCCAGGAAGCGGGCAUAAAAGAGUUGGAAUUCUUCAUUCCUGAGGUGAAUGCCAGGCUCCUGCCCUGCCCUGGGUUUCUAGCAGCUCUGCACAACAAUAACUUAAAGGCAGAACGAGAUGUAAAAGUGCUUUUCUAAUGCAAUAUUAAAGGCGAGUUUUUUUGACGUGGCAUGUCUUGAAAUAAACAUCAAUGAUAUGUGACAAAGGAUCAUUCUUUAUUUAAAAGAAACUCUCUGGGGGAAGGAAACCUGGCUGCUUUUCCUUUGUUGUACUGUUCUUAACCGUGCAGAAGUGCUUCAUCCUGCUGCUUCUUCCUUUGCUUUGGUUUGCUUUUUCCUUCUUUGGUUUUCCCUGCAGCUUCUGWUGGUCCUCAUGUGGCUGUUCCCCACAAGCACAUUCUUUUUUUCCCCUUGCUGCUAAUAGAACCAGCCUCCUCUGCUUCCCACAGUCCCAAGCUGUAAGYACUGGUUUGAGGAGCUGGCUUAGCCCGUAUGGGCUAUGGUGGCCCAGCAGCCUGGCUGCUUUUCCUGCAAGGCCUGAGAGCAGGUUUGUCCAGAGCUCCCUGGAAACAAAUGUCUGGAGAGCAGCUCAGGGUUCAGCCCUGGGGCUGCAGGAGCACGGACGAGGCCGUGGUUSGGCACUUCCACAUGAGCUCCCCGGGGCUGCUCAGCACAGCCAGGUAUGUUCAGURCAUGUCCUUGCUAAUUGUCCUUGCUUAACGUGACCACAGGGCUCAAUCCUGUCCUGAUCCUAGUUUUCCAGAGAAAACACAUUUCCAAAGUGAGCACAGGAGCAACGUGGUCUUUAUAUAAAUUUUGUUUCURUUUUUUUUUUGCACCAUCCAUCUGUCAGGUUUUYGAUUUUAAUUUUCGUUUGCUCCAUGGACGUGGCCAGUGGAACCAUGGGAACAGACUUUUUAGUGCUGACUUUCGUGUGAUUUUUUGAGUGAAGGUCUCGGCUCUGUUUCUUUUCUCCUCCCUGCCUGRCUUGCUCGUUGUACAGUCCAUCAUGCAGCUAUUCCAUGCCUCACUUUUUGUCUUGAUAAAAGUAGUUGAAGAAAUUGUGUAAGGGGAAAAAAAGGUUCCUUUUCUUCAUGUUGGAAUGUCACUGGUACCUCAGCUCUGUUUGAUAAUAUGAACCAACAACAACAAGAGAACAAAUCCUUAGCGCUUGAACUAAAUAAAUACCUGUCUCAUUGGAAAGCUCUGGGUCUCUUCUCUCAGCAYGUCCAGCGCAGCACAGGCGGGAGGUGCAGCUCCUCACGGGAUCUGAAGUGCUGCACGAGGCUU
This is a messenger RNA of Malurus melanocephalus (red-backed fairy wren), 4001 nucleotides long. It is a transcript of the gene RAB6A, whose product is annotated as RAB6A, member RAS oncogene family. Lineage: Eukaryota; Metazoa; Chordata; Aves; Passeriformes; Maluridae. The record is from RefSeq and is a predicted model, not a curated record. Gene Ontology annotation, molecular function: GTP binding; GTPase activity. The coding region runs from base 232 to 975 and encodes 247 amino acids. The transcript is spliced from 9 exons.